Molecule: messenger RNA, 943 nt
Organism: Cryptococcus deneoformans JEC21
Lineage: Eukaryota; Fungi; Basidiomycota; Tremellomycetes; Tremellales; Cryptococcaceae
Exons: 4
Coding region: 254-790 (178 amino acids)
Source: RefSeq, a predicted model, not a curated record
CUCCUCUUUGCUCUGGUGCCAAUUCGCCGUUAACGGUGAUACGAAAACGUGUUCUGAUGGUACUAACACUAACUAACCUAGACGCCGUGCGAGCUGUGAAAGAACUUCCUUUCAGCUAUAUCUUCAGAGUAUAAAUGUCUCCACCGCCUUCAGAUUCUUUCUCAUUCUUCCUUCUUUAUUCCUCUCUUCUCAAGUUUGCUGAUUUAAAUACUUACCGUAAUAUCUCUCAAUUAUAGUACACAUUCUUCCAAAAAUGGCCGCUCGUUCCAUCCUUGCCCUCAGCUUGGCGGCUGCUGUCGCUCAAGCUAUUCAGAUCACUGCACCUUCCAACUCGUCUGGAUGGGAUACCCAUGGUUCGCAGCUCAUCAAGUGGACUUCUGUCAGCACCGACCCCCAGAACUUUACUAUUGCCAUCUCUAAGCCUAAUUCGUCUUCCCGCACAGAUGUCGUCACCACUGCGGUCAACACUACUGAUGACUCUUACAUCUACAUGCCCUCUAGUGAUCUCAAGCCUGGUGACGGGUACAGGAUCAGUUUCACUUCUUCUGACGGUGGUAUCUUGGCUCAGAGCGAUGAGUUCAGCAUCACUGAUGGUACUUCCACCGUUUCUGCCACUGCUUCGGCCAACUCCUCAACCAGAACUUCCUCUGGCGUCACCGUCAGUUUAGUUGAUGUGUCUCAUACCAGCAAGGCCGCUUCCGCCACUCAGUCCUCUGGUGCCGAACAACUCACCACUGUCACUUCAGGUCUCCUGAUGCUCGCUGGUGGAGCUCUUGCCAUGCUCGCUUGAGCUGGAUAGCGAUUCGCGGGAGAUUAGCGGUGUCAUUAUAGAAUAGUGCAUAGCAUGACUGCGAUAUGAUACGUGACGGACAUUCUGACGGCAAUUUAUGUCUUCAUGGGACGUAAAUAAUUUAGCAACACAUGACCAAUGCAAAUGGAUAGG